AUGGAGCACCGCUCUCCCAACGCAAUCCCUCCUCGAACUUCCUCCUCUGGUCAUAAUGGUCUUCAAACCACUCCUUCUAAAUCAGUUCUGCGACCUGUUCCAGAGGGUGACUGGAUCUCCCAAAGAAAACGGACGGAUACGAAUACCACCCCCAUAAACCCUGCCAUACAUUCGAAUACGCCGCCGGACCCUUCGAAGUACAACAAGGGCGAUAUGGCAUUUUAUGGAAAAAGUAGUUGGUCAGAGCCAAAGGAACAAAUCUUGUUGGGGCCUUACGAAUAUCUUUUUGCACAGCCAGGCAAAGACAUCAGGUCACAGCUCAUUGCAGCUUUCAACGAAUGGCUAGACGUACCAAAGGAAAGUUUAGAGAUUAUUUCCAAGGUGGUGGCUAUGCUACACACGGCUUCGUUGUUGGUAGACGAUGUGGAAGAUUCUUCGUUACUCAGACGCGGAUUACCGGUUGCACAUAGCAUUUUCGGGACUGCUCAAACCAUCAACUCAGCUAAUUAUGUAUAUUUUGUUGCACUACAAGAGCUAGGGAAGCUCAAGAAUCCGUUGGCCAUCAACAUCUACACAGAAGAGUUGUUGAAUUUGCAUAGAGGGCAAGGCAUGGAUUUGUUCUGGCGAGAUACGCUCACGUGUCCGAGUGAGGACGACUAUCUUGAAAUGGUUGGAAACAAGACCGGAGGAUUGUUUAGACUUGCUAUCAAACUGAUGCAAGCUGAAAGCAAGAAUCCUACAGACUGUGUACCCCUGGUAAAUCUCAUGGGAAUCAUAUUCCAGAUCCGAGACGACUACCAAAACAUCUCUUCCCCAGAAUACUCCUCCAACAAAGGAAUGUGCGAGGAUCUCACCGAAGGAAAGUUUUCCUUCCCCAUCAUCCACAGCAUCCGGGCACGGCCGGAGAACAUGCAACUCCUCAAUAUCUUGAAACAGAAAACAGAGGAUGAACAGGUGAAGAGGUAUGCGGUUGCGUAUAUGGAAAGCACGGGGAGUUUGGAGUAUUGUAGAAAGGUGUUAGGGACGCUAAUGGAAAGAGCGAGGAGAUUGGUUGAGGGACUGGAUGAUGGGGAUGGGAAGGGAAAGGAGGUGCUUAGGAUUUUGGAUAAACUGGCUAUUUAA
Molecule: messenger RNA, 1122 nt
Organism: Glarea lozoyensis ATCC 20868
Lineage: Eukaryota; Fungi; Ascomycota; Leotiomycetes; Helotiales; Helotiaceae
Product: Terpenoid synthase
Exons: 2
Coding region: 1-1122 (373 amino acids)
Biological process (GO): isoprenoid biosynthetic process
Molecular function (GO): prenyltransferase activity
Source: RefSeq, a predicted model, not a curated record